AUGUCUUUCGAGCAGGAUUUAGAGAGCAUUGCUGGUGGAAAAGUUUAUCGUCGUCGUGAUUUAAGGAACGGACUAGCGGACCGUUUGGGAAUUCCAGAUAGAGACAGAGAGCCUCGUGGUGGAAGAUACGGUGGAGUGAACGCAGGUAGAGGCAGAGGCAGAGGCGGGUUCCGCAGCAAACGGGAAUUUAACGACAGAAGGGUGAAACUCACUUUACUAAGAAUCAAAAACAUACCAUUAGAGACGAGUGAUUAUGAGAUUGAAGAUAUGCUAAAUGAAAUAGGGGAAGUGGCUUCUUUCAGGAUUAACGAUAAGAAAGAUAGUAGGGUGGCCAGUGUAGAAUUCAAAGAUCCGCAAGUAUUGGCAGUUGCUCUUGAAACUGUAAAUAACAAGGAGGUGAACGGCUCCCAGCUUGAAUGUGAAACAUUUGAGAUUCGUGUUAAGGCAGGGACGAAAGGUGCAGCUCCUAGUUCUGUGCCAGCUCAACCUGCGACCCAUACUAGACCACCUAAACCUGAACCAAAGACUAGAGAGGAAUUGGACCAAGAAAUGGACGAGUAUAUGUCACAGCCAUGA
Molecule: messenger RNA, 576 nt
Organism: Kluyveromyces marxianus DMKU3-1042
Lineage: Eukaryota; Fungi; Ascomycota; Saccharomycetes; Saccharomycetales; Saccharomycetaceae
Gene: YRA2
Product: Yra2p
Exons: 2
Coding region: 1-576 (191 amino acids)
Molecular function (GO): RNA binding
Source: RefSeq, a predicted model, not a curated record